Molecule: messenger RNA, 5435 nt
Organism: Sceloporus undulatus (fence lizard)
Lineage: Eukaryota; Metazoa; Chordata; Lepidosauria; Squamata; Phrynosomatidae
Product: mucin-3A-like
Exons: 12
Coding region: 144-4415 (1423 amino acids)
Source: RefSeq, a predicted model, not a curated record
GGUUGUUAAAAAAAAAAAAGGCUGCCUUGGACCUAAAACAAUUUCUGCAGCAGUUGCCUUGUUGUGUGCCUUCAAGUCAUUUCCAACUUAUGGUGACCCUAAGGCGACCCUGUUUUUUUCUGAUGUGCAGUUGACCAACACCGAUGGACUCUUCUGCUGUAAGUCAAUGGGCAGGACCACCAUCUGGCAAACUGGACCCUUACAGAGGCUCCCAAAAACCCAGGAGAGGAACUUCCCACCUUCUUGUGGGCUUGGUAACAGUUUCCAAAAGAUGGAUGUGGCAGAUCUUCUUGGCUAUCAUUCCUCUGGUUGCCAACACUGCUGCAUAUAACGAAAGCCAUUUGGCUGCAUCUUACCAAACUUUACCUGGCGCAAGACCAAGAUCCCCAGCGCCCUUGUCAUUCCAGAACUCUACAAAUAAGUGGAACAUGACCGAUCCAGACUUGAGUAAUGGAUUUACCAAAGGCCACCCGCCUUGGCAUCCUACGGGGAGAUAUCUGUACAGUGGAAAUGCUGGCUACCAUAGCACUGAUCUUCCCAAACAGGAUGGCUUUCUCAGUAACCAGUACAGGAAGACUGAAGUGUCCUACCCAACUCCUGCAACUCCUCCUGAGACCCUGAGUGCUAGUCCUCAAGGUUCUGCAUCUCCUGGUGGAACAACUCCUGGGACGACUGAUGCGGGGAUUAAGGGUCUCUACUCAAGUAGUGGAGCCCACAGCUCUCUAACGUUUGUCUUACAGCAUUCUACCAAUACUUUAUCUGACUUGCCCCCUACACAGCCUUCUGAUUCAAGCUCAGGGAAGACUCACUCAGAGCAGAUGACUCCACAUACUGGCCAGGAAACUGGUAUCACUGAACCUGCCACUAAAGUGUCUCCUACAAGUGCAGCUCCUGUAACUCUGCUCCCUUUCUCUAUUAGGUUCUUAAGUAGUCACUCAGCCAAGGGCUCAUCUCACCUUAGUCUGCCAGAUUUCAUUGGCUCCACAACUAGCAUAAAGUUUCCCAUUCACUACCAAGCUGAACCUCUGGGUACCAGCUUGUUCCAAUCUACCCCUGCUCCCACAGCUGCAGAGAUUCGUACUAUAUCUGCUCUAUCAACAGAGUCUCCCAGCAAUGUGGGUAAUAGUAUUAACCAGCUGGCCACAGAGAUUCCUAUACACAUUCCUUACUCCUCUGAAGCUGGGAUGCCAGAACUCAGCCUUUCUCUUGCCACUACCCAACUGGAUCCUAAUACAGUAGUUGUUGGCAUGCCUGCAGAAGCUAACUUUAGUUCCCAGCUAAAAGAUGACCUCAGGAGUCCAGCUUUGACAGCUCUUCCUCCGAGUCUGAGAACUACAAAAGCAUAUGAAGUCUCCUCCUUAGCAACUGAGGACGCACUAAGCACUUCUCUGGCUGAAAGAACCAAGUUAGAAUGGAAGGGCAUCACUUCUCACAGAGGAGAGGAAAGUACUAAACUCUAUGUUGGUCCUACACAUGAUGCCAUCUCAAAGGGCACAAGUAGUAGCAUCCGUUUUGGCCCAGACGUCUUAUAUUGGCAGCCUUCAACUGCUUCUCCACUUGGCACACUGCAUUCUGGGGACACUGGAACUGGGUAUGAUAUUCCCCUUCUACAAGAUGGUCCAUUGGAAGCUGUGACUAACACUCCUAGUGGGUGGGAAUUGGUGAAGAUGGGACAGAGCACUAAAACUGCGGUGGUGUCACCUAUCCUCUCUUUGGAGCUCAUACUUACAACUACAGAGACCAUGCCAACUCUAAGGUUGGCCUCCAGCUUAAUUUCUGUACAGCCCAAAGCUGAUCUGGCAGGUCAGCACAACACCUUGCCUCAAAGGUGGAGUAAACUACCUCCUCCAAGUUCCACCUCUCUUGCCACAUCUAGGGUUGUGCUGACAUCUGAGGAACCUUCUGGGUUGGAGGCCUCAGCGGAGUCAUCGGUCACAAAGAAGUAUAGCAAUGAUGUUGCACCCAAGCCCUCGGAAGGAACAGGUAGUACACUUCAAUCUCUCCCCUACUUAGAUACAAUAAGGUUUACAUUGCCAACUGAACCCACUUCUUCUGGGAUGGCACAUCUGCACACAGGAGGCCCCACAGAGCACUUCGGGGUAACAUCCCCUGAAUGGAAAGAUGGCAUUCCCAUGCCUUUGCAUACCACAGCUUCCCUGACAGAUAUGACAAAACUGGAGAGAUCUUCUGUACUUACAACCCAUAGAUCUGUAUCAACAAGCUUUUCAUCACUUGACUCCUCUAGGACCAGUGUUCCUGAGCUGACUUUGGAAAUGCACUUUGGGGCUACUGAAAAAGCUCAGAAAGACCAGGAAGUGUCAGAGAUCACAGUGCUGUCCAGCCUUUCAAGUGCAGAGGUUUGGCAGCCUGGCUCCAAAGCAGUUACACCUUCUCCAAUAUCACCUAGCACUCUGUACAGAACAUUACCACCACUUCCACUUACAAAGGACCUUGAGGUUGACCCAAAUACAUCUGCUGUAAUUACUACAUUAGAGACUGAGCUAAGAUACAAGUCUGUUGAUGCUUCUACUGCAGUUGCCCCACUAGAUGACAACACAACAGCUUUGCAUAUUCCUAGACAAGGCUAUAUAGAUUCUUCUGGCUCAAACCCUCCUGUCUCUAUGCCUGUCUCAGAGUCCUCUUCUGCCCAAAAUGUCCUCAUGUCCUCUGCCACAGCAGCUCUGCUGACCACCCCCAGAUUUCUUCCUGAUAAAUCAAAGUCAACUUGCAACAACAUCUAUUGCAGGAUGAGAACCACCACAUCAUCCUUCACUCCAUCUCUAUCUCCACCUCAUCUUUACACAACUUCCCAACCUCUCUUGACUAGGAAGGUUUUGGUGUCAACCUUAGGGACAGGAGAUGUUAUGAAGAACAGGUCCACUGUUGGAGUUGAUGCCAAAGCAACCAGCUCAAAGGAGAACAAAGCAAAGACAGUAACUGGUGCUAAGAGGGGGACUGUGAUCCCAGGUACUCACUCUUCAAGGCAACCAGUUUCACCCAAGGUUCCAGUACUGAGUGAGUCAGCUACAAAAGCAAAUCUGACCACCUUAACUACUCCUACAUUACUCGUUCCAGCAGUACAUGCUCUGCCUCUGUGGUUUCGCCUCACUGGAAUUAAUUAUACCAAAGCCUUGGGGAACAAAUCCUCUGAAAGCUUUAAGAAGCUGGAGAAAGAAGUAAAGUUAACAGUAAAUAAGAUGUUAUCUACUUAUGAGAGCUUCCUUCAAACAAACAUUCUCCAUUUCUUGAAUGGCUCUGUGAUUGUUGAGAGUGAGGCUAUAUUCCAGACAAAGGUCCCUGUUCCCACACCUUCUGAUGUCAUCCGUACGAUUGUCACGGAGGUAAAGAGACGGGCCAUGGACACCUUCUUUGAUUGGAGGCUGGAUGUCCAGUCUCUUCAUUCAAAUGGAUUCACCUUGAACAACCUAGAACCUGAGAAGCUGGACAUAUCCUUCAAUUCUCUGGGAUUAGCUUCCAGAGGAGCCUUGGAUGGUAUGAUGAACUGGGACCAUCUGGAAAGUCUGGGAAACAAGGUGACUCAAUUGCUUGGAGCUUGUUAUGCUGUGCGGAACAUCUCGCUUGUUGAAAGUGGAAACAUCCAAGGUGGCAUAAACAUAAAUGGAGAAGUCUACAUUGAUACCGACACUCAUGUUGACAUUGGCUGGGCUCUAGAAGCACUUAUGGCACUUUCAAAUUACUCAGUAGACCUCACAUCUCUCUCCAUCAAUGGGUCAAGGCUCAGCCUUCAAGUAUUCCCAGUUUCUUUCUUGGUGACCAACAGAAUAUUCAAUGAGAAAAUGAUGGACCGUUCUUCGGCAGAACAUCAGAAUCUCGCAAGGGAUCUCUCUAAUGUGCUAAUGCAUGUACUGGGCAAGUACAAAAACCUCCUGCAAGUGGCAAUCCGAGGGAUCACAGGUGGCUCCUUGAUGUGUCAUGGAGAUGUGAUAUUCCAGCAUCCAGCCCCAACCAGCAAGGAUGUUCUCCAAACCCUCGCCCUUGCAGUUGGUCCAAGGGAUUACCUGGAUUCAUCAACCCUUCAGGUGGACCCAUUCUCCUUUACUGUAGCAGGUGAUGGGCUGGAGCCUCCCUUUUCAAAUCUGGGCAUUCCAAGCUAUGCUGUAGCCAUCAUUGCUCUGUUGGUCCUUGCAUUAAUUGCUCUUCCCAUCUUGGUUUUGCUGCCCAAGAUGCUCGGCCGGAAAGACAAGCUUAUAAUUACUGGACCAUGCAAUCUUGAAGCAGGUACUGAGAUGUUUGAACUGAAUAACCCAGCUUUCCACCCCAUUGUUGAAGAGGUACAUUUGGACUGUCUGAACACAAACAUGAUGAGGGCAGACACUUGGACUUUCCGACAACAGCAGUUGGUUAGAUCGACAAAGGCUUUCAGUGAUGAUGGAAUGAUGUCUCAUUCCAUCUGAGUUUGGUCCCUCACCUGCAGAUAGGACCAGAAAGGCAUGCACGCCUGAACCUUUGAGUUGCUGAGGAUGCAAGAAAGAGUUUGGUGGUGAUUUCUGAAAAUGGAAAGGCAACCAGUUUUGCAGAAAACUCGGAUGAUGUUUUGCAACACUUGUCUGCAUCCUGAAUUUCAUAGAAGGAGGAAGGAGUACCUUGAUUUUACAGCAGUGGUAGACAGCAUCCCCAGACCGUAUCACCAAAAGCAUAAUGGUCUCUUUUUAUUAAUAGGUUGGAUCUUUUAAAUAUGUUGUUCAAACAUGUCUAGAGUAUAGAAAUUGUUUGUAUUUUGUCCUGACUGGAUCGUGCUGGGAUUUAAAAGCACAAGGUUGGCAUGGGAGGAGGGAGGACCUACCUUUAGUUGGGGUUCCAUUUGGUUGUAUGGAGGGGAGAACAUUUUAAGAGUGUGGAAGUGUAAAUAACAAUAUCAGCAUUUUGGGGGACAACCUAUGACUGUGGAAGCCAUGGUCUUCUAAGAGCCUGACAAACCUGUUCAGAUGUAUGGCACUGCACACUGCAACUGCAGUUGCAAUUCCACACUCUAGUGUACAUCAUUGUCCUGCCAUUGUUGGGUUGGAUCUUGACGGUGUUUUCUAUCUAGGGAUAGCUGGUCAGAGGCCUUUUGGCUAGGGUUGAAGCCAGUAAUGACCUUCUUGUGAGAGGAAUGGCUCCAAAGACAUCAUGAUUGCCCUUGAAGUUGUCAAGUAGGAACUUGGGAUGCUUUGGAUAGUAAGUAAAAAUGUAUUAAGGAAGAUGGCAAACCUGAAUGGUUAGGAACCAAAUUAACACCCAAGUGGGAUUUUUAGUCUAAGGGUGGGAAUGACAGAUCCUAUCCCUUGCCAACACAGCCAAUGGUAAGGGAUGGUGAGAACUGGAGUUCCAAAGGCCAAUUUUGUCCCAUCCUUUGUCAUGUUGAGAGAGGCCUGUUACAGACUAUCAAAAUAAAGCUGCUUUGGGUCUCUUUGGAGGUAUGCUAUUUAAAUGAU